CGGCCCGGGCCGCGCCGCCCCCUCCCCCGCCCCCGCCGCCCCCUCUUGGGGCCGACCGCGUCGUCAAAGCCGUCCCUUUUCCCCCAACUCACCGGUUGACAUCUGAAGAAGUAUUUGAUAUGGAUGGGAUACCCAGGGUUGAUGUUCUGAAGAACCACCUGGUAAAAGAAGGUCGAGUAGAUGAAGAAAUUGCACUGAGAAUUAUCAAUGAGGGCGCUGCCAUUCUUCGGCGGGAGAAAACCAUGAUAGAAGUAGAAGCUCCAAUUACAGUGUGUGGUGACAUCCAUGGCCAAUUUUUUGAUCUGAUGAAACUUUUUGAAGUAGGAGGAUCACCUGCUAAUACACGAUACCUUUUUCUUGGUGAUUAUGUGGACAGAGGUUAUUUUAGUAUAGAGUGUGUCUUGUAUUUAUGGGUCUUGAAGAUUCUAUACCCAAGCACAUUAUUCCUUCUGAGAGGCAACCAUGAAUGCAGACACCUUACUGAAUAUUUUACCUUUAAGCAGGAAUGUAAAAUUAAAUAUUCAGAAAGAGUCUAUGAAGCUUGUAUGGAAGCAUUUGACAGCUUACCCCUUGCUGCACUUCUAAACCAACAGUUUCUUUGUGUUCAUGGUGGUCUGUCACCAGAAAUACACACUCUGGAUGAUAUUAGGAGAUUAGAUAGAUUUAAAGAGCCACCUGCAUUUGGACCAAUGUGUGACUUGCUGUGGUCUGAUCCUUCUGAAGACUUUGGAAAUGAAAAAUCACAAGAACAUUUUAGUCAUAAUACAGUUCGAGGAUGUUCUUAUUUUUAUAACUAUCCAGCAGUGUGUGAAUUUUUGCAAAACAAUAAUUUGUUAUCGAUUAUUAGAGCUCAUGAAGCUCAAGAUGCAGGCUAUAGAAUGUACAGAAAAAGUCAAACUACAGGGUUUCCUUCAUUAAUAACAAUUUUUUCGGCACCUAAUUACUUAGAUGUCUACAAUAAUAAAGCUGCUGUACUAAAGUAUGAAAAUAAUGUGAUGAAUAUUCGACAGUUUAAUUGUUCUCCACAUCCUUACUGGUUGCCCAAUUUUAUGGAUGUCUUCACAUGGUCUCUACCGUUUGUUGGAGAAAAAGUGACAGAAAUGUUGGUAAAUGUCCUGAGUAUCUGCUCUGAUGAUGAACUGAUGACAGAAGGUGAAGACCAGUUUGAUGAACGGCUCAUAUAUGGCAAUAAAAAAGUAGGUUCAGCUGCAGCCCGGAAAGAAAUCAUAAGAAACAAAAUCCGAGCAAUUGGCAAGAUGGCAAGAGUCUUCUCUGUUCUCAGGGAGGAGAGUGAAAGCGUGCUGACACUCAAGGGCCUGACUCCCACAGGGAUGUUGCCUAGUGGAGUGUUGGCUGGAGGACGGCAGACCUUGCAAAGUGCCACAGUUGAGGCUAUUGAGGCUGAAAAAGCAAUACGAGGAUUCUCUCCACCACAUAGAAUCUGCAGUUUUGAAGAGGCAAAGGGUUUGGAUAGGAUCAAUGAGAGAAUGCCACCCCGGAAAGACGCUGUACAACAAGAUGGUUUCAAUUCCCUGAACACCGCACACACCACUGAGAACCACGGGACUGGCAACCAUAGUGCCCAGUGACCAGCGGCUUCCCAGGGACUCUCAGGUCUCGGGCCCCAAAUGGACAGAUCACCCAAGGAGCUGGAGGGCUCGGCUGAGCUGAUGAUAAAUGUCACAGUCUCUCUGAGGAAACCAUUGUGCUUUUUGAGACCCUUGCUCCCUUCCUGGAUGGAGGCUUGAGCGCCCUGGGACAUGUGCUAUCUAAUAAGAUUGGGUCAUCGCUGCCACAGUGGAGAGCAGUGAGCAAGGGGUUUGGGGCAAUUUCCAGUGGAGGAUAUCUAUUACCUCCAUUUAUGCUUGUGGUUCACACAUUUACGUUUACAAAAGAUUUCCUUUUUCCCCCCUCAGUAGAUUAGAUUUUUUUUUUCAACCAUGACAUUAAAUGCAAUCUUUAGAGCUAAUGUGGACUCCCCUGCCCCAUGAAAUGUCUUUAAAAGGAUGAAUUAGCAUGGUCUUAAAAUGUAUUUCUGAGGUUACUAGCUAUAUUUUGAAUUGUAGGCAAGAAUCUGAGAAACCAAGUUGGUGUUUAUACAAAAUGCUGACCUCAGGUUCUUAAAUGUGGCUAAUUCUGUAACAUAGUCUUGGUAUUUUUCAAUUAAGAAUGCAUAAACUAUUUCUAAGAAGACUCUUACUUGAACACAAAUCCGAAAACCAAUUUAGAAUAUUUUCUGCCCAUAUCUUUUGAGAUUUAUGCCCCAGAGAUUUAAGGGAAAAAACAAAAGCAAAACUAAAUUUUAAAAUUAUGAAGAAUUACAGAAUUACUCAUUUAAGG
Messenger RNA from Acomys russatus (golden spiny mouse), 2340 nucleotides. It is a transcript of the gene Ppp3cb, whose product is annotated as protein phosphatase 3 catalytic subunit beta. Gene Ontology annotation, biological process: calcineurin-mediated signaling. Gene Ontology annotation, cellular component: calcineurin complex; cytoplasm. The transcript has 15 exons. Gene Ontology annotation, molecular function: calmodulin-dependent protein phosphatase activity; calmodulin binding. The record is from RefSeq and is a predicted model, not a curated record. Lineage: Eukaryota; Metazoa; Chordata; Mammalia; Rodentia; Muridae. The coding region runs from base 120 to 1589 and encodes 489 amino acids.